AUGGCGAACAAGUUUGGAUUAGGUUCUUUAUCUUUAGAAACCAAAAAACCUAACACUACAGCGUGGAUAAAUAAAGCGAAACCUUACUUUGUGGAUCAAAUCGGAGACACUCUUCAAGAUGAUAAAAUUGCAAAACAAAAAUUAGACAUUCAACAAUUAAUAGAUAACAUUCCAGGUGAAAAUGAAGAUACGUUUCAACAGGAAUUAAAUGCUCUGGAAACUAAACUUAACAGUGAGUUACAAAAAGAACUAAGAAAUAUUAAACAACAAAUACAAAACAUAGAUAGCGAAAUCAAAACCUAUAUUCAACAACAAAUACAGAACAUAGAUGAUAGCGAAAUUAAAACCUAUAUUCAACAACAAAUACAGAACAUUGAUGAUAGUGUUAUUCAACAACAGAUAACCACUAUUAAUAACGUAGUUUUAAAACAGGACAAAAAUAUAGUCGCAUUAGAAAAGUAUCUCAAGAAAGAAAAUUAA
Molecule: messenger RNA, 480 nt
Organism: Lottia gigantea (owl limpet)
Lineage: Eukaryota; Metazoa; Mollusca; Gastropoda; Lottiidae
Exons: 2
Coding region: 1-480 (159 amino acids)
Source: RefSeq, a predicted model, not a curated record